AACUGACAAGAAAAUCCUCACAACAUGAAAUCACGGCUUUCCCGUAUAGUUUCUCCACCCACUGUAUAGCGUAUGUAAGGAAAGUAGGAAUUGGAUAGAUAUACACAGGGCAACCGAUAUGGGCGGCGAUACGCUUACUCCUCUCUCUUUCACUCCUGGUGAGGAAGAAUCCUCGGUGCUGGACCAAGAUGAUUCAUCAUCCCUUAAUCUCCCUUAUCAUCCCAGGAAGCAUGAGGUUGAAACAGUGAAUGAAGAGUAUGGGUUUCCUUUUGGAGGAUUUGAGGACAUGGGUCCUAGAAAUAUUUCUACAAAUUCUUUAGAAUUUGAAGCCAAUCAGAGGAACAGAUGCAAGGCUUAUAAGGAAGUGUUGCAGAGUUACGAGCAGUUGCAGAAUAGAAUCGAGAGCCUGAAGGAAGCUAAGAGCAAAAUCUUGAGUUAUACACCUGGAGAAUGGAUUGAGAAGGCAGGUGGCAUGAAAUUGAGUGACUAUAAUGUGCCAAAAACAGCAACGCUCUUACUGGUUGGUUUCAAAGGAUCUGGAAAAAGCAGUCUAGUUAAUAGAAUAUCAAAAGUAUUUGAAGAUGAUAAGUUUGCACCUGAAAGAGCACAAGUAUCAUAUAAUUCUUCUGGUGGAGAAGGGACCUAUUUUCUUCAGGAAUAUAUGAUCCCUAGAGGUUCAAGUUCAAUCUGUAUUUAUGAUACCCGCAGUUUGUCUGAUGACCCCUCUGAUAACAUUGCAAUGCUAAAACGUUGGAUCACAAAAGGCGUCCGUCAUGGAGAACUCAUUAUCAGGCCAUCAGACAAUUCAAGUUUAAGGACCAGAAUGAAAUGCAAAAUGCGUAGAAGUUGUAGUCAGUCCAAAGAGGCCAGGAUGGUUAACUUUGUAAUAUUUGUUGUUAAUGGGCUUGCUGUUUUGAAAUCGAUGGACAGUGACGAUGAUGGCUCAAAGUACGUACAGAUGAUUGCUACAACUUUCAACUGCCCAUACUUGUCAUUUAAAGAUGAUAAGCCUGUUGUUAUUAUCACGCAUGGUGAUCUGCUUUCACUUUCUGACCGUGCUCGUGUCCGUGUCCAGUUGGGAGAGCUGCUAGGUAUUCCACCAGCGAAACAAAUUUUUGACAUACCAGAAAGCUGUGAUCCAGUCACUGAAUUGACAAUAGUUGACAUGCUGCGGUAUUCCCUUGAGCAUGCUGAUAAAAACCUUCCUCACAAGAACUGGCUAGCUGAAAAGGUCUGUAGAUCUAGAGCAUCUCUAUCUGCAUAUGCGUAUCUUUUUAUAAUCCUUGGGAUUGCUAUCAUAUCAAUGAACAUAAAACACGUGCACAUUCGCCAUGCUCCAAAAUCCAAACCUCACGUAGAUUGGCAUACUAUCAGGCACCUUUGGUUAGACUAGAUCUGCCUUUAUCGGUUUAUUUAUCCUGAUCAAACUAUGAUCACUUCUGUACGUAAGCAGCUUUGUACACAAACAUGCAAGCAUGUAUUGUAUGCGGACAAACUGUGUCAUUGUCCGCAUAAAUAAACCGCGUAACAUGUGACUAUCUUGUUGAACAUAUGCUGAUGAACUUAUUCAAAGUUAUAAAUAUUGAGUAUUUGCUUAA
Molecule: messenger RNA, 1598 nt
Organism: Hevea brasiliensis (rubber tree)
Lineage: Eukaryota; Viridiplantae; Streptophyta; Magnoliopsida; Malpighiales; Euphorbiaceae
Exons: 9
Coding region: 119-1393 (424 amino acids)
Source: RefSeq, a predicted model, not a curated record